Messenger RNA from Paramecium sonneborni, 792 nucleotides. NCBI's taxonomy places the organism in Eukaryota, Ciliophora, Oligohymenophorea, Peniculida, Parameciidae. The record is from the annotation of a GenBank genome assembly.
AUAAAAUGAGAAAAAGAUUUGGUGCAAUUCAUUCAGAUUCAACUGAAGAAUACAUUCAACUUGCUUAAACAGCUUGGAACAAAGAUUUAUUUUAUUAUGAGGGUGUUUCUAGGAAACAAACAUAAAAUAUUAUGAACUUUGAUUUUGAUGAGAUGGAAACAAAUGUAAUAUUGUAUCUAAUUUAUUAGAACACGGAUAUAGAAGAAGAAAUAUAGUUGGAAGCAUAAAAUGUUAAAAUAAUUGUAAUGGAUGCUGAGAAUGAUUCUUAAACAAUCUUUGAGUAUUGUGGUCAAGAGUUUUAUCAAUAAAAGGAUUUUGAUUAUGUUUCAAAAGUUGAACUCAAUAAAAACAAACAAAUCACCUUUCAUUUUUGGAUUAACAGUGUUCAUUCAAAUAAAUUUACUGAUAUCGUUGAUGGUAAAAUUUAUAAAUUUAUAUUUAGUUUAUGUAAAAAAUUGUGAUAUUGUGAUAUAUAUCUACAAUAAAUAAGUUGAAGAGCAUUACUAAGAAUUCCUAGAAAAGAUCUCCAAAAUAAAUAAUAAAAACUUUAUUAUUUACAAGGUUAAAAAUGCAAUGAAUAGAACUUCGGUAUAUUAUAAUUUUAACUUUUUAGAGUUUUUAAUAUUUAAAUGAUUCGAAUAAGGAAAACGUAAUUGUAGUGAAAAGCCUGUAAGAAGCAAUGUCAAAAACUCUUAACUAAUAUAUUUGAUUAUAAACCAAUAUUUAUUUUGGAUACUACGAUUGCUAAAUAAAUUUACCAUAGAGUUAUCUUGAGCGUGUAUUUAUUGGAAG